Molecule: messenger RNA, 726 nt
Organism: Pestalotiopsis fici W106-1
Lineage: Eukaryota; Fungi; Ascomycota; Sordariomycetes; Amphisphaeriales; Sporocadaceae
Exons: 1
Coding region: 1-726 (241 amino acids)
Source: RefSeq, a predicted model, not a curated record
AUGGCAUCAAGAAACGACUGCAGGAGCAAAAAUGCACCCGUGGUGGUGGACUUUACGUCCUUUCCGAGACUCCCAGCGGAGCUUAGGGUCCAGGUCUGGCGCCAGACAUUUAAUUCGCGGGUACUAGAGCUUCACUACGGGGGUGAGCCGUGGAACCACUUCCUGGCAGCUGAGGCGCAGUGGUAUUCGAGCUGCGGUAACCCGGUCGCCCUCUCCGUCUCGACCGAGUCACGGCGGGAGGCCCUGUCCUUCUAUACCGUCGCCUUGCCGCUAGGUGGCCACCGGAACUCCACCCGACGUUUGUUCAUUAACCCGGCCAUCGACACACUGGUCCUCCUCGGUGCUGAUGUGGCUUAUGGACACUUGAUGCGUCUCUUUUCUGACGUGAUGGCCAUGGACCCAGCGGGCCGCGGCCUUCGGCGUCUGGGCCUAACCAUAACCGCAUGGAAUCGUGGCUGGGCAUCUGCCGUUCGGCAGCAAUGGUGCAAGGCCCCCUUUGGCGAUCUUGACGAAUUUCUAGUCCUUAUAUACGGAGAGAGUCGUCCGCCUGUCAAAUUUCAGGGUGGAGAAUGUGCACUAAAGCAUUGCGCCGGCAUGAAACUGUUCUUGGACUGUACGGCAGGGGCAGGUUCUACGCCACAAGACGGACUCUCUUGCGAGGGAUGCAAUAAAACUCGGAAACACAUUGUCUACGUAGAUUUCAUACGUAAUAGUUGGACUCACUAA